Messenger RNA from Ogataea philodendri, 354 nucleotides. RefSeq lists its product as uncharacterized. The transcript has a single exon. The coding region runs from base 1 to 354 and encodes 117 amino acids. The record is from RefSeq and is a predicted model, not a curated record. NCBI's taxonomy places the organism in Eukaryota, Fungi, Ascomycota, Pichiomycetes, Pichiales, Pichiaceae.
AUGGACAUCACGCAAAAUCGCGGCACAGGCGUACGGUCUGAUUUGUUCGGUGGACUUCUUCACGGUCAACGAGGUGGUGGCCGGAGUGAGUCUGUAGUUUGGAGCAGGAACCCGGCCAAGAUACUCGUUCAAGGCCUGAGCAAUCCCCUCAAUACAGAGCAUGUCGUAUCUAUUGGCCCCAAUCUCGAUUUUCAGUUGAGGUCUUUCGUCGGUCCCCUUGACGUCUUCGGUGGUGUCCUCGUCAAGCUCGAUUCCGAACUGGAAACAGAGCUCGUCGAACUCCUCGGUGGUGUAUUCCUUGCCCAACAGGGCGAACAGGUCGGCCUUAUCGACAGCGACGGUAGGCAUGGUUGA